AUAAUAAUAUAUUAACUUAAUCAAUUAAAAAUGAAAAACAUAUAAGUAAAACAAUUGUUCCCAAAUCAGUUUUAGAAUUUCAUUGUGCAUUCUUCAUUCUCACCCUUCGUAUUCUCACCCUUCGUUCCCAAAUGAAUUUCUGAAUUUCAUUCUCACCGUUUGUUCUUAAUCUCUCUCUAUCGUGUGCGUUCAUCAUCUCUCUCUAUUGAAGCUUGGUCUGAAUCUACCUACCAUUGGAUUGACGUGAAGAAAUCCACCGUUGGUCCAAAGAUGAACAACCCUCCUCAGCUAUGGAAAAACAAAGAAGUGAAAUUUUGUUUGAGACCAUCUCAUACUCAAACCAUUAGAUUAAGAAUUCAUCAUAGGGGACAAUUAGUUGACAAACCUGCUAAAUGGUACGUUAAUGGACAAGUCUCUGAAAUGAAUUGGGAGUGGGAUGUGGAUUAUAUUUCAUAUAUGCAGUUGGAAGGUUUGAUAAGAAAUGAGGGGUAUAUGAAUAUCAAGUGUAUGUGGUACUGGAACCCCAAGUUUAGCUUUUCUCGUGGCCUUAGACCUCUUAAUUGUGACGCUGAUGUGGUAAAACUUGUUGAGGAUGUCUCUGGAUAUGAAUUGGUUGAUGUGUAUGUAGAGCAUUCCAUUGGCAUUCCCGAUGUGAUUGAUGAGGAAGUAGAAGUUGAAAUUAAUGAUGAUUGUGCUCCAAACUCGGAUGAUGAGGAAGUGGAAGUUAAUGAUGAUUGUGUUCCCAUCACGGAUGAUGAUGCUCAAGUUGAAAAUGAAAAUGUCGAGGAUGAAGUACUAGUAGGGAGUGAAGACGUAAAUGAUGAUGAUGCUGACUAUGUCGGAAGUGAAGGUGACUUGGACAGUUUUAGUGACACUGAGUAUGAGUGUAGUGAUGAGAUUGUUGACUUGGAUUGGACAACAGUCAUACCUUUUGAGAACUUAGGUGCUAAGGUGAACAAUUCUGAUGUUGAUGAUGACUCUGAUGUGCUGCUUACACCUCCUGAUAGUGAUGAUGAUGAGGAACAUGAGAAGCUUCCCGCUUAUAAAAGUGGAGAGAUAUUCAAGUUUCAACUAGGUAUGAUGUUUAACAAUAAAGAGAUGGUUAGGGAUGCCUUGAAGGAGUAUGCAAUGAAGAUGAAGAAAAAUGUUGCUCUACAAAAAAAUGAUGGAAAGAGGAUGGUAGUAAAAUGUAUCGAUGGUUGCAAGUUCUACAUGAGAAUUACUAAACGGGUAGGGAACCAAUUCUGGCAAGUUGCAAGUCUAAUUGAUGAACACACAUGCCAUAUAACUCCAUAUAAUAGGCAGGAAAAGACAACAUGGCUUGCCAAGAAAUUUGCACAUAUUCUAAGACAUAGCCCUAACAUGAAACCAGUGGGAUUGAUUGCUAAAGCUGUUGAGAGAUGGGGAGUGAAGUUGUCUCAUGAUCAGGCAUAUAGGGCAAAAAGAAGGGCUAUGGAUUUGAUCCAAGGUGCUGGAAUGGACCAAUUCACCCAUUUAAGGCGUUAUGCACUAGAGCUACUAAAGUCAAACCCCAAUAGUAAUGUUGUGGUGCAAUGUGCUGAUUCUAAUGAAGGCCCUGUGUUUGAGACGAUUUAUGUGUGCUUAGAUGCGUGUAAGUCUGGAUUUGCAAAAUAUUGUAGGCCACUUAUCGGUUUGGAUGCUUGUUUUUUGAAAGGCGACUUUGGUGGACAAUUGAUGGCAGCUGUGGGGAGGGAUGGAAAUAACAAGAUAUAUCCUAUUGCUUAUGCUGUUGUGGAGGCUGAGACAAAAGACUCUUGGGAGUGGUUCAUCAAUAUUCUAAUGGAAGACCUAGAAAGCAUAAACCAUAGGGCCUAUGCUUUCAUCUCAGACCAACAAAAGGGCCUUUUACCAGCAGUUCAGAGUGUGAGUUCUCAUGUGGAACAACGCCUUUGUGUGAAGCAUCUAUAUGGAAACUGGAAGAAGAAAUAUCCUAGGUUGGAAUUGAAAGAGGUUAUGUGGAGUGCAGCAAGGGCUACAACCGCUGCAACAUGGGAUAGGGCAAUGCUAAGGAUGAAAAGGUUGAAUGAAGCUGCUUGGAAGGAAAUGAAAGAUAUCCCGGCACAAUAUUGGACCAGGUCACACUUCAGGACUUAUUCUAAAUGUGACCUACAAGUAAAUAACAUGUGUGAGGCUUUUAAUAGGGCAAUUCUAGAAUAUAGAGAUAAACCAAUCAUCACUAUGUUAGAAGGGAUUAAGCAUUAUUUAACUAAGAGGAUUACUAGUCAAAAAUAUGCAUUAAGUAAGUAUAGUGGUGAUAUUUGCCCGAGAAUACAGUUGGUGAUUGAAAAGAACAAGAAGGUUGUAGAGAAUUGGACACCUACAUGGCAUGGUGAUGAUGAUUUGGCCAUAUAUGGUGUGACAAAUGGAAACGAAACAUAUAUCGUCAAUCUAAAACAACAGACAUGUGCAUGUAGGAAAUGGGAUUUAACUGGAACCCCAUGGUGUCAUGCCAUAACUUGCAUAUGGCAAAGCAAUAAAAAUCCAGAAGAAUAUGUCUCUGAAUAUUACAGGAAGACUACUUUCAAGGAGACAUACUCAAAUAUAAUCUUACCUACCAAUGGGCCACAAAUGUGGCCUCUUGAUGACCAAGUAUCAAUCAACCCACCAAUUAUGAGAAGGGCAAUUGGACGACCCAAAAAGAUGCGAAACAAGGUCAAUGAUGAGCCUAGAAACCCACAUGUUCUUCCUAGAAAGCUGCCAACUGUUACUUGCCAUAAGUGUGGAGCAAUGGGUCACAAUAAGAGAAGUUGUAAGGGAAAGAGGGCUGCUGACCGGGCCAUCCCAAAAGGUGGAAAUAACAAGAAGGAAAAGAGUGGAAAGAUGAAGAAGAAGAGUACAGAUACAAAUGCAUCGGAAGUUGACAGCUCGUCUCAAGCACCUCAGCCAACACAACAAUCUCAACAAUAGUAUGGCAGCUGUAAUGCCAAGUUAUUUUGAUGUCAUUCUGAUGUUAUGACAAUUGCAAUCCUUAGUUUCAAUUAUGACAAUACUGCUAUUUUGAUAAUGCCUAAGUUAUUUUGAUGUUUCGCAAAUGUAAUUCCAACUGUUAUUUUGAUGUUUAAUAUGAAAACAAAAUUUUGAUAUUGUCAAA
This is a messenger RNA of Vicia villosa (hairy vetch), 3112 nucleotides long. RefSeq lists its product as uncharacterized. The record is from RefSeq and is a predicted model, not a curated record. NCBI's taxonomy places the organism in Eukaryota, Viridiplantae, Streptophyta, Magnoliopsida, Fabales, Fabaceae. The coding region runs from base 271 to 2928 and encodes 885 amino acids. The transcript is spliced from 4 exons. Gene Ontology annotation, molecular function: nucleic acid binding; zinc ion binding.